GUCAUGCAGUGUCUGCCGUUCGAUUAGCGGUUUAAAUUCUCAGUAGGAGUAUGAUUUCGCGGUGUCUCGUGUAAAUGACGGAUCAUUAGUUGUCAAAUUAGAGGAGGUAAAUGGUAAACAAAAAAAAUGUUGUUGUGUCUCGCAGAAAGUUUUGUGCAAUAAUCAAAGUGUAAACGCGCUGGUGAUACGAUAUCGGAUUAAGCGUUGUUUUAAUGACGUUAUUUGCAACAGUUGUCCUCGGACGUGUAGUGAAUUUGUGCAAAGAUUUGUGGGAAUUAAAUGCCAAACGGAGAAUUAUUGCUUGUCGACAGCAGCAACAACAAUGUCUAGGCGGAAGCAGUCGAACCCGAAGCCUCUGCUGAAAAGUGACUGUCAAGAUCCGGUAGAAGAAAUUGCAACGGAAAGAGAUAGUUCGGAAACGGAUGACUCCAGAGAAGAUACAACUAAUAGUGACGCCUUAGAUGUCCACAUGGAAGAAAAAUUAGGUGAACCGUCCUUCAGUUCUACAUCGCCACCAUCAAAUGCAGAACGUAGCGAUGAAAAAGCAACACGAAACCAAUCACCGCCAAGCGAGCAAGUGAAGGAACCACAAGAGCCUAAACUCCCAAAAGUUAGACUGAAUGCUUCAUUAGCUUCCGAUCCGGCACUAAAACCCGAUGCGAAAGAUCUCAAAAUAAUCAAUAAUGAAUCCCUCAUUGAUGAGCUGACAAAGCAUGACAGUAAAAGUGAGGGUGUGAAAAGUCCCAAUGGUGUUGAUAUGCUGCAAAGGGUAAAAGUGUUCAUGUGUCAUCCGUGUGGUAUUGGCUUUUCAUCUCUCUCCACAUUAGAAGCUCAUCAAACUUACUAUUGCUCCCAUAGUUUUAGGAAAGACAAUGAAGAAGAUACACAUAUGGCGAAUAUUAUUGUUCCAGAAUCAGUUGCUAGUGGCGAGCCAUCCGCGAAAUCGGUAAAGACCGGAAAACAAUAUGCAUGUGCCCAAUGUUCUUAUAGUGCCGAUAAAAAAGUUUCGUUGAAUCGCCAUAUGCGAAUGCAUCAAACUUCACCCGUUUCUACUUCGAAUAUGUCCAAUGGGGAUGAUAAUUCUAGUCAACAAACAGAUCGAUAUUGCUCAGAAUGUGAUAUUCGUUUUUCGAACGUAAAAACUUACCGUGCACACAAACAGCACUAUUGCCACUCACGUAGAAUGGACAAUUUACCCGCAACGACAGACGCUACACAAAAGCCCGAGUCAACAAGCCCCCCUGCUCGUGCAACCACACCAUUGUCUUCGUUGCAACCAUUUUUGGCUUUACCUACGAAUCCUAUUUUAAUUAUACCAUAUUCACUGUUACGGAUGGCCAGUUUUUUACCAGGUCCCAUGGCUUCGCUCACUGGUGGAGUGGAGAACUCUGAUUCUACUUGUUUUACAUAUGAGAAUGGGACGAUGCGUCCUCUGGCAGUGGCAAUCUCCAAUCCAAAUACAGCACUAUCAACAGCAAGCUCUGAACCUUCAAAUUUAGCAGAAUCCGCAAUUGUUAGCAACAACGGUCCGUCACCAUCAGUGCUCACGGAGAAAAACCUCAAAGCAAUAAAUCCAGCGAUAUUCAAAGCAUGCACAGAGGAUUCUAUCAACAGAGAAUCAGCGCCCCUUGAUUUAUCCUUCCGGAAAUCGCCAUUUGAACGUCCAGCAGACGGGAAAGAAAAUCUCUCAGACAAAAGCGAUAAAAUGACACCUGAGCACAUCGUAUGUGCCCCCUCAUUACCAAGUAGCCCUUCCCUGACACCAUCUCCGUCAAAGAAACAAACAUUAAGUCCGAGCUCUUUAAAUUUACCACCCUCACCUAACACUGUGGUGUCUGGUAAAACGUCACCUCGAACAAUUAGUGCAGAUGUUGCAAUAAAAAUAGCUGAGUCAAGUAAAAACAUAGAGCUAGCAUUGAAGCUAACAUCAGCGUUGGGAAACAAAUCAGAGGAUGGUUCCCAUACGAUGAAUUCAGCGCUAAUCAAUUUACCUACCAAUUUGCCACUUAAUAUAGUUCCAAAUGUUACGAAUUUAUCCCCACAAAUCUACGUUAAGCAAGGCGUUUCUAAGUGUAAAGAAUGUAACAUAGUGUUCUGCAAAUACGAGAACUAUUUAGCUCAUAAACAACAUUAUUGUUCUGCGCGCAAUAAAGACGACAUUGAAGGCAAGAAUCAUUCAACCUCGAAUAUAGUUAGUCAGUCGGAUACAGUUCCUCCGCCGGUUGCGUAUCAACAACUAAUUUGUGCUGCUUGUGGUAUUAAAUAUACAUCCCUGGAUAAUUUACGUGCUCAUCAGUCGUACUACUGUCCCAAAGGAAGUGACUUGUCUGUGCAGGUCGCUACGGGCAAAGAUAAGUGCACAAAAUGCAAAGUUAUUCAUGAAAAUGGGCAGUGCACAUUCACUCAAGGUUCCUACAAAUGUCCUGUGUGUGAUGUUGUUAGUUUAAGCGCUAUUGAAAGCAGAAAACAUUUAGAAACUCAUGGAAGCGUAAAAGCAUUCCGGUGCUCGAUAUGUCGUUAUAAAGGAAAUACUUUACGUGGUAUGAGAACACACAUUCGAAUGCAUUUUGAUAAGAAAGCGCCCGAUUUCAAUGAAGAAAAUUACAUGUCCUGCAUCAUGGAAGAAGACGGAAUGGAAAUCAUUUCAACCGAAACGGUUAGUACUGAUCAACAUUUACAGCUGCAAAUUUUCAAUUGUGAUAAUUGCAACUAUUCAUCUUCAUAUAAAGGAAAUGUGAUGAGACACAUGAAACUAGUUCAUUCUCAACCAUCAAUGGCAAUCGCGUCACCCAUAUCGACAGAAAAGAAAGAAAGUUAUUCUCAGAACGGCGAUUCGGCCAGCACCAACUUGACCGAAGAAAGUCCUGUAUAUGGCGUAAAAAUUGAAGCUGUCGAUCCUAAACCCAACUCUGUACUUCAUGUAAGUGAUGAAAUUCCAAACAUAAAGUCGGAAGUGGAAGAGACUACCAGCUCUAGUGGCAGCAAGGAGAUCAACUCAUCCGUUGUCGUGUCUUCAACACCUCCAUUGCUUUCUGACGAUUGUCCGUUGAAGUACUGCCAAACGUGUGACAUAAAGUUCAAGUACAUGAACUCCUAUCUUGCUCAUAAACAAUUCUAUUGUAAGCGUACCAGGAAUGAGAACGACGACCUAAAUUCAGAGUCCAAUCAACCAUCAUGUGCAGUCAACAAGAACAAGGAAAAUAUAGAGACUGUGCUAUAAAUUGAAGACAGUUACAGAAGAGUUAAAGUGUAAUCACGUGAAAUUUAUUAGUACUGUAAUGAACAAUCAUAUCAAAAAAGGUGCUUUUCUCGUUUGAAAAAUAAUGCAUUGUGUAAGGUUUUUAGGAAGCGAAAUUGUGUAAUAAAAUUCAUAUUUAUUUGCAAUGAAAUUUUCCUCCAGAGUUCAACCAAAUUAAAUUCAUGCUGGCCAACUGUUUUGGUUGUUUCGAAACGAAAAAAAAUAACCGUUUUUGCAUAAUUCUAAUUUUAAAAGAAAUAUCUCAGUUUUUGCUCUCUACACUAUAUGUGACACCAUAAAUACAUAUAUCAUAUGAAUAUAUUUUCUAUUAUUGAUUUUCUUAUUAAGAAUGGAUACAGUAAUGCCAAAGCCAUGCUUUAUAAGUUUCAUUGUUUUUUUUACUUAAGGCGAAAUAGGAUAAAAUGUUUUAUUUAUAUGUUAACAUUUACUUUGAGAGUAACAAAUGGAUUUGACGAUGCAAGUUGCAUAUGUAUUGUAUAUGUAAAUAUUCGAAUUAGGCUAAGGUUUUUAUAAAAGUGCAAGUACACCGACUUCUCAAUCCAUGUAAUUAUAAAUAUAAUACUAAUAAUAAUACCGCUUGUAUGACAAUAAACUAUUUA
Molecule: messenger RNA, 3858 nt
Organism: Hermetia illucens (black soldier fly)
Lineage: Eukaryota; Metazoa; Arthropoda; Insecta; Diptera; Stratiomyidae
Gene: ush
Product: zinc finger protein ush
Exons: 12
Coding region: 323-3220 (965 amino acids)
Biological process (GO): heart development; negative regulation of transcription by RNA polymerase II; cell differentiation
Cellular component (GO): nucleus
Molecular function (GO): RNA polymerase II-specific DNA-binding transcription factor binding
Source: RefSeq, a predicted model, not a curated record